AUGGGUUUUGCUCAGAAAAUCGCCGCAGCUCAAAAUAGCCAGACGAUGGCUAACAGUGGUUCAUAUGGAGGUGCACCUCCAUCGGGGUACACUGGGGGUCCUCCUGCAGCCUUGCAGGCCGGUGGAUCGGGUCAACAGCCGCAAUACCAGGCUUAUUCAGGAUCCCCGGCCCCUCAGGGAUCGAACAAUCCAUCCCCAUCUCCCUCUUCCUACUCCAGACCUCCGCCGUCUACACCCUACCCCGCAUCUCAGCCUCAACAAUCGCAGGGCUAUGGCCGCCCGCCUCCGCCCCCACCACAAGGCCAGCCCUAUACUUCCGCUAGCUCGCCCUACCCGGGUCAGCAACCAGGACAGCCCUAUGCUUCUCCCAGUUCGCCAUACCCAGGCCAACAACAGGGACAGGCCUACGCUUCUCCUAGCUCGCCCUAUCCUGGACAGCAGCAAUACCCUGGACAACAGCAAUACCCCGGGCAACAAUCCUACCCUGGACAGCAGCCUUCAUAUAAUCAGGCACCGCCCUAUCCUUCUCAGGGAGCUCCAUACCCUGGCGGCCAGGGCCGUACUGGACCUUCACCUGGACCAUCAAGUGGGGCACCGUCCGGCCAGUAUAAUCCACCAAGCGGACCACCGCCAGGUCAGUAUGGCGCACCAAGUGGACCACCACCAGGCCAGUAUAGCGCACCGAGCGGACCACCGCCAGGUCAGUAUGGUGCACCAAGUGGACCACCGCCAGGCCAGUAUGGCGCACCCGGUGGUGCCCCUCAAUCUGGAGCCCCUCAGGCCACCCCGCAACAGGUCGAAGCGUACCGAUCGCUUUUGAUGUCCGCAAUUCAAGAGAAGAAUCUCCAAAGCUUCUACACUAAAGAGCAACUGGACCGGCUCGUUCAGACGCUUGCCGCCGAAGCACCGGGCAAGCUCAACAAGCUAAUUCAUGAAUGGGCCGUGCCCAUGGAGGUUGCGACCGAUGUCAUGAAGCUCUCGCUGUUCGACGUGAUUCUCUACGUUGAUGACAGUGGAUCUAUCGAAUUCGAAGAGAAGGGACUCCGAAAGGAACAACUCAGACAGAUCCUCGGUAUUGUAGCUACUGCUGCAUCGACCUUCGACCAGGACGGUAUCUCUGUCCGGUUCAUGAACUCCAAUGAGAAGGGAGAUGGCAUUCGCAACGCAGAAGAUGUCGACCGUCUAGUCUCCCGAGUCCGUUUCUCGGGCCUGACCCCUCUGGGUACCAACCUGAAGAGUAAGGUUAUCGAUCCGAUGGUCGUUCAACCCGCCCUAGCCAACCGUCUCGAGAAGCCUGUGCUGGUGAUCACGAUCACUGACGGACAGCCUGCUGGCGAGAAUCACGGUACUGUGAGUGAUGUCAUCAACUACGCAGUGCAGGAGACCUCCAAGACCCGUUAUGGCCCCGGCACUGUAUCCUUCCAGUUCUCGCAGGUGGGAACUGAUCAGCGGGCUCGUGACUUCUUGUCUUCUCUGGAUGAGGACCCUAAAAUCGGCCACUUGAUUGACUGUACCUCCAACUUCGAAGUUGAGCAGGAUGAAAUGUCGCGUGCCAACCCACCAGUGCAUCUCACUCGUGAACUUUGGUGUGCCAAACUGAUGCUCGGCGCUAUCGAUUCUUCCUAUGACACCAAGGAUGAGCGAGAGAACGCACGUCGUGGUGGACCUCCACCUGGAUCAAUGAGCCAGGCCAAUAUCAACGACCUCCCCAGCAACCUCCCUACCAGGGAUCGCAGGGUGGCUAUGGCCAACAGCAACAGCAACAGCAACAAGGGUAUCCGCCACAGGGUGGCUACCAGCAAUAUGGUGGACAGCCGCCACGCUAUUGAUGGACCAUGA
Messenger RNA from Penicillium vulpinum, 1839 nucleotides. RefSeq lists its product as uncharacterized. The transcript is spliced from 8 exons. Bases 1 to 1839 code for a protein of 612 amino acids. Lineage: Eukaryota; Fungi; Ascomycota; Eurotiomycetes; Eurotiales; Aspergillaceae. The record is from RefSeq and is a predicted model, not a curated record.